UUCUCCUUGUAUCUUGUAGGCGUACGAUCAAGCGACAGUGCGCGUGAAUGAAAAAUGUUAUUUAUUUAGUCUGUGGCUCGCUAGUGAUUGUGGUAGACGUGUGACCUCCGGCACGCGGCAAAAAGUUAGUUUUGGCGCCGAAAAAUUUUUUUAAUCGAGAUUGUUUUGUGCUCUUAAUUGCUAUUGUGAAUUUGAUGUUGAUAUAUUUUCAUUGUGUGUAAAAUUGUGAUCGUUACUUUUAUGGGAAUUUACGUUAAAUCUGGUAUUACCAUGAGAAUAUUGACGUUGGAACAAAACAAUGCGAGUAAAACGCACUUUGCUUGAUGUUGGUUGACAGCCAUUUGAGCGUGAACUGUACCUGAUACAGCAAGAUGCAUCUAAAUCAUCUCCUGCAGACAACAGUGGUAUUCAUCGCUCUAUCAUGCAUCUGCAAAUCUGUUUACGGGAAGAAGAUCAAAAAGUACACGUGCCCAAUAGGUUUUUCGAUCGCAUACACAACAGACAAGGGGCAUCCCAUAUGUUACAGGCUCAAAGGACCAGAGAAAUUCACAGAUCAAUACAAAGACUGUGUGGGCAACUUAUAUACUUCCAAGCUAUAUUUGGCUUUAAACUUCACAUCACCAAAUAUAGUAUUAUGGACGGAGUUCAAAUCCUUAUACGCCGGCGGCACGUUCGUUGACUGGUCCUACACUAAAACUAUGGGCAGUGAGCUGGAUUCAUCGUUCGAAGUGAAUAUAGACCCAACGAUAGACACUGGUGAAGGGCUGUGUGUCGCUAUUAACCCAAUAAGCAAUUUUACAGCUGUGAAGUGCACGGAUAACUAUUACAGGUACUGUUUUCUCAAGCCGUAUCCAGAUGAAGAUGAAGUUUCUGACACCGGAUGUGACGGUUUGAGAGAUGCUGUGAGAUUCUGGAGUCCAGAAUCCACGUGUCUCACAGUCUUGACCGGUGUCGGAGGUGGAACAGUAAGAGCGACUUGGAAACAAGCUCAAGAUUUAUGUGCGAAAAGAGGAGGGUCCUUGCUAAAUCGUGGCUGGAGGUACUCCAAUAACCCCAUGUUUCACGAGUCAGGGUUCAAUAAUACGUACCCCUUGGGAAUGAUAAUGAGCUCCGACCUAAAUACCUUAAGAUAUGAUUCAACUAAUGAUCAGUCAGAGAUACCGAAUUCUGAUUGGAAUUUCGAGGACAAUUGUAACAAUUCAGACACUCUGUUUGGGGCUAUAAGGGACGAUUUGUGGUAUCUCGUCAAUGGCUCUUAUAUAUUCUUCGACGUGAUUUGUGAACGCAAUGUUCCAAUCAAGAACCUUAGCAUGUUACUUGAUAUUGAUUUGGAUAACAAGGUAACCCUGACCGUAAAUAAUUCAAUCACCAGCGAUAGAGUAUAUUGCUAUACAGACUCUGUGCUAAGAUAUCCUACUAAAGUUGGUAAACGGAAGAAAGAGGACACAAAUACAUUUGUCAUUAAACCAGAAAGAGAUGGCUACUACUGGUGCACCCACGUCGACGUUAGGAAUUACCACGUAGCCGAAUCAAAUAAAAAGCUAUUCAUCAGAGAAAAAGAAUCACUGGAUAACGUGUACGCAGUACUUCUGCGCCAUUAUAGAAAAAUCAAACUGGACAUAGUGGAGAAAUUGACCCGAAUAUGGGAAGUGAAACUGAAAGAGUACAUUUACUUAAGAACGAAAUACGAAAGUGUCUUCGGGGAGAUGAGCACGAAUAGGACUGAAGAGGUUCUGAAGAGUUUCAAGGAAUCGAAUCCUGGUCUGGACUUGAAGGAGAAGAUAGUGGUGCAGAAGUUGAAUGUGAAGCGGCUAUACUUGGAUGCUCAGACGGUGUUGCUUCAUGUGGAAUUAAAUCCAGAAUACAAGCCCGCGACGCCUGGAUUAUGGGAUGGAAUUAAAAUUGUCUUCAUGAAACCCGUUUAUUAUUGUAAAGGAUUCGAUUCUGUUCCCUCUGCAGCUUUGGGUGAAUCAGUUACCUCAGCUGGAUGUCGAACCCACUCUUGUAUAGGGGACUUCAACGAGGGGGUCCAGUGGGUCACCAGUGCUACUGAUAACUGUUUCACGCGAACCCCCGUAGAAGUGGACACUGAAGUGCAGUUUAGUACUGAACUACGUCAUUCUAUGCCCACGCCAAAACCUAGCAAGGGUCCACCAGAAAAGCCUAAUUCCUCAUCAUCAUCAGAAUCGAAUGAAGACAAUUCUGACGUAACAAGCACGACUCCCAUUGUAGAAGUAACAUUAACAACAAGCACUAUACCUCCCGAAGAAGUUAUUACUGUAACUUCGACUCCAGAAGAAAUUCUAACUGGAACACCUUUUAUACCGACUACUCCUAUAACUACGACUACCACGACUACCACUACUACUACUACUACUACUCCAAAGCCGCCUGACCAAGUGCUACAGCAAGUGAUGCAGGAUCUCGAUAACUUGAUCAACAAUGACUCGGUCCCUAUAUUCGUGGAUGAUAUUGGCGAUAUUUUUAAUCAGGUAGACCAUCUUCUAGAAGAUUCAGACAAUCUAGAAAUUCCUGGCCAAUUUUUGCACCUUUUAGACCGUUUAGGGUCCAGUAUAGAGCUAAAUGGGUCGAAAGUAGUGACAGCCGUUAGGAGCAACAUUGCUCUAGUUAUGGCCAAUGCAGAACCUGAUAAUCCUGUUAGAGGUAUUAGGAUAGCCACUAGACAAGAUGACAGCUUUAAUAACGAUGCCUUUGAAGUUUUUAAUGCGGCUCCCAACAACACAGCUCUCCAAUCAGACGAAAGCGAAGCUGUAGUAGUUCUACCAGGCUCCAUAUCUGAUACUAUGAGACGGGUUAGUUUCGUGGUCUUCAGGAACGACCGGGCUUUCCAGGAUACUAACAUGCACCAUGUUAAUAGCAGAGUGCUGAGUAUCAAAGUGGAGAACUUGACUAAGUUCGAGAAUGGCGAGGUAAUCGACAUACACCUCAGUCCGCUAUCAGCGAACAUAACUCGAAACCAGAGUCGAACAUGUGGCUACUGGCAAUUUCUUGACGAUGGGACCGGUUUCUGGUCCCAAGAGGGUUGUACCUUCAUCCGUUCAAAAACCGGACAAUUAGAUACUUGCCGAUGCACGCAUUUAACGCAUUUCGCUGAAAUCCUGGUGCCUAGAGCUGUUUUUCCGGAACACCAUGAAAACAUUCUCGAAUUAUUAACUGUUAUUGGUUGUUGUCUGUCCUUGUUCGGUUUAGCUUUGGUUGCAGUCACAGCUAUCAUGUUCAGGUCUUGGAGACGCGAUUUCAGCAACAAAAUCUGGCUCCAGCUCUGCAUUGCCAUUUUCCUCUUGGCCCUCUCCUUCCUCAUUGUUAUAUUCGCUCGCUUCGCCGUGUACAACGUCCCGUGUAUGAUUAUUGGUAUAGUCUUGCAUUAUUCUGUUCUCGCAUCGUUUUGUUGGAUGCUAGUUGCAGCUGUUUUGUCUUAUCGCCGCUUGGUUUUAGUUUUUACAAGGGAUGCAUCCCACAAGCUUUUACGCGCUUCCGCCUUUUCUUGGGGCAUCCCGCUUGCCAUUGUUGGCAUUCUUCUUUCAGUCGCCCCGAACUCUUACGCGGGGCGCUUCGAAGAGAAGACUCCUAGCGGCUCCUUCUGCUAUCCGUCUGGCAUCGGUCUGUGGGUGACUGUCUUUGCUCCGAUCGGUGUUGUGAUUCUGGUGAACUGGACGCUAUUUUUCUUAAUAGUCCGUUCCGUGUUUGCAUCUAGAAGGAUCCAGAGGCAUGGCGAUUCGAAUGAGGCGUUGCGUUGUGCGUCUGUGAGCUGCUUGCUCGUGUUCCUGUUCGGUCUGCCCUGGAUUUUCGGGCUUUUCGCUGCUAAUAUUGUCGCAGCGUAUCUAUUCACGCUGACUGCGUCUUAUCAAGGGUUCAUCUUGUUCUUGUUCUUUGUGAUAGGAAAUAAGAAGACACGUGAUUUGUGGUUGAAUAAGUUAAAGAUAAAGCAGACGAGGAAAGUACCUGUCACGUCAUCGACGUACUCCAACCGGAGCACGGCUUGGAGACCUAACACGAGCACCAUAGAGACGAAAGUUUCCAAACCUAAGUCUUUGUCAACGCCUGAUGAUUCUAGGUUCUCUUGACGAAGGUCUCGAAUGCCGCCCAAAAAGGGCUGGUACCUGAGCAGCUAUGAUUCCUUCCAAAUAUAGUAUUACACUUGCCGACUUGGAUUUUAGUUAGGUCUCUGUCUAGUCUUUUUACUAUAGAGCUCGAUAUGAUCGAGUCUGAAGUCUCUAGGGUAAUAGAAUAAACGGCAUUUACUAUUGAACCCAUUAUGACUUAUUAAUUAGAUUUUAAUUGUUCAUGGCCUUAUAUGAUGUAUAAAUUAUUGUAAUUUAUUUUAUAGCUUUAAGUAAAUAAAUUAUUGUCUAUUCCUAUUCUAGUAAUUUUAAUACUAUUCUUAUUAUUAAAAUUAAGAUAAUAUUUAAAUAGUCGUAGUGAUAAUAUUAGAUAUUAUGCGUAAAUAUAUAGAGCUUUUAUCGAAUGAAUGUUUUAUUAAUAAAAAUGAUCGUUUAUGUAAAGUAUCGUCAUUGAAUUACGUAAUUUAACUUCAAUGUAAUAUGAGCUAUAAAGAACUAUAUGAAAAUAUUUCCACAAUAAUAUUGACGACAGAGUGGAUACGUUUGAAAAUUAAAAUCUUAUGACACAAUUUUAGUUAAGUUUUCGUGACUCAAAACGAAAAUAAUGUAUCUGAGGCAAACUUUAUUAAUCUAAAUUGAAGGAUUUCUUUACCAAAUAUAAUUAAUAGCAUAAACUCAGAGAGUAUUAGAAAAAUUUAGACGCAAACAAGACAAAAACGUCUUUGUAGUGAAUCGAAUAAAACACAGAUGGCGCUUUAAUCAAUUUUUUGCAAUCAAUAUGUGCUAUGGAUUAUAACACAAAGCUUAAUAUUGAAACUCCAUACGUGUAUAUAAAUAUGUUUAAUAAUUUUUAAAGGCUUUAAAAGUAAUAAGAAUUAAACAAUUUCAUAUUCAUCCAUUAAUUGGCUGUAAGAUUUUGCAUACAUAAAAAAUUGAGAGAAAUCUUUAAAUUUUUUAAUUUAGAAUUUAGAAAAAUAAAAACGAUAUUAAACGCCGAUUCUAAUUGCAACAACAAAAUAAAAUAUGUAUUAAUUUUGAUACAUACUAUUUAUGAAUAAUAGCUACAAUUGUCUGAACAAGUUUGGUCUAUGGAAAUGAUUAGUAAUGUGACAAUCGUUUAAUCUAAAUUUAUUUAUAAGUGAUUGUAAUGUAAAAUAUUGUGUAAUUUAUUGAAGUUAGUAAUUUAUUCAAUUCAAAGUUAUCAAUUGGUAAGAAAUUUAAUAACUUAAA
This is a messenger RNA of Zerene cesonia (dogface butterfly), 5312 nucleotides long. RefSeq names its product adhesion G-protein coupled receptor G2-like. Gene Ontology annotation, cellular component: membrane. The transcript has 11 exons. The record is from RefSeq and is a predicted model, not a curated record. NCBI's taxonomy places the organism in Eukaryota, Metazoa, Arthropoda, Insecta, Lepidoptera, Pieridae. Gene Ontology annotation, molecular function: G protein-coupled receptor activity. The coding region runs from base 372 to 4085 and encodes 1237 amino acids. Gene Ontology annotation, biological process: adenylate cyclase-activating G protein-coupled receptor signaling pathway; cell surface receptor signaling pathway.